Frankliniella occidentalis (western flower thrips) is the source of this 4888-nucleotide messenger RNA. Its product is annotated as band 3 anion transport protein. Gene Ontology annotation, cellular component: plasma membrane. NCBI's taxonomy places the organism in Eukaryota, Metazoa, Arthropoda, Insecta, Thysanoptera, Thripidae. Gene Ontology annotation, molecular function: solute:inorganic anion antiporter activity; monoatomic anion transmembrane transporter activity. Bases 200 to 4549 code for a protein of 1449 amino acids. The record is from RefSeq and is a predicted model, not a curated record. The transcript has 22 exons. Gene Ontology annotation, biological process: transmembrane transport; regulation of intracellular pH; monoatomic anion transport.
GAGUCGUGGAGUGGAGCCGAGGCGAGCAGCGCGGUGCGGUGCGGCGGGGCAGCAGACUCGGUUACUCGGUUCAGUCUCGAUGCCGGAUCUCCGCCGCAGACACGGACGGCCGUGCUCGUCCCGUCCCGUCUCGUCCCGUUCAGCCCCGUUCGUCUCUCCACGCGUGCGUGUGUGUGUGCGUGUGUCUGAUUGAUCUGUGAUGAGUGCGGGCAGGAGCCAGGGGGGCGGCGGCGACCGCCGCUCCUCCUCGACCUCCUCCUCCACCUCGUCCAGCAACAGGGGGUUGUUCGGCGCGACCGGCAGCAGCAGCAGCAUCAGCGGCGGCGCCCCCAAGAGCGGCGGCGGCGGCAGCUCGCGCCCGGGCAAGACUAAGAAGCUGUCGCUGCUCGGCUUCACUCGCGGGAGCCAUGGACCGGACGCGGACCCGGACGCGCCCUCCCUGGACGAGGAGAUGGAGAAGGUGUUCGCCAUGGGCGCGAGCGACAAGUUCAGCCUGGCGCGCCUGUCGCCCAGCGAGCCCAACGAGCCCACGCUGGGCGGCCGUUUCAGGGAGGAGGACCACAGCUACCGGCGCAAGAGCUACCAGCACACCCACUCGCCGCUCAAGCCGCUGCGCCUCCACGAGCUCACGCGCGCCCGCUCCGGGUCCAUGAGGCGCCAGCGGACCUCUGAGCCAGGGGGCAGCCCGGGCGCCUCGGCCCCGGCCUCGGCCCCGGCCUCGGCCCCGGCCGCGCAGCCCGAGGAUCCCUCGUCGCCAAUCACGUCCACGCCGGCCGAGGAGGGCGCCGACAAGGCCCACCCCCUGGCCGGCGUCCUGUACAGCAGCCUGCGGCCCAGCCCCGGCGCCAGCCCCCGCACCAGCCCUCGGCCCAGCCCGCGGCCCAGCCCGCGGCCAAGCCCUCGGCCCAGCCCUCGGCACAGUCACAGCGCCUCGCUAGCCUCGCAGGGCUCGCAGGAGUCGCGGGGGUCCCAGGAGUCGCGAGGCUCAGCCGACACGGAGACGACCCUACCAGCGGGCAGUCUGAAGGAUGAGGUGGUCGACGACGACCCCGACUACGAGCUGGAGCGGCGCGACAGCGUGUCGGAGGCGCUGCUGUCGGAGCGCGCCGGCUCGGGCUCCGGCUCGGGCCUGUACCACGACGUGGACUCGGAGGCGCUCAAGCGGGUGCAGUUCCACAUCGGCGGCAUCGCGGAGGAGCGGAGCGGCACGACGCCCGAGGGCGAGGAGCCGCCGCACGACGCCAGCCAGGACGCGUCGUCGCCGCACCACCCGGGCGACCAGACGGCGUCCCCCAAGGAGGACCGUCGCGCCAAGAGGAAGCACACGCGCCACCACCACCAUCACCAUCACCACCACCGCUUCCAUCGGAAGUUCAGCCUCCAGGAGGACCUGGAGUGGCGGAAGAGGUCGGGGGCCGAGUUCCCUUCGCAGAGCGAGCGGCGUCGAGCCAGUGUGCACCCCGAGGAGGCCGCCACCCUGCACGAGAUGGACCUCGAGAAGCUGACAAGCCACCGCUUCGACGACGUCAAGGGCAUGCGGCGCUUCAAGAUCCUGCACCAGGGCGGCACGGGCGCGCACGCGCACAGCGCGCUCCCCGGCGACCGCCUGGGCUUCUCCAAGCGCGUGUUCGACCACACGCCGCACGAGGUGUUCGUGCAGCUGGACGAGCUGUGCGGCGAGGGCGAGGACCGCGAGUGGAAGGAGACGGCGCGUUGGAUCAAGUACGAGGAGCACGUGGAGGAGGGCGCGGACCGCUGGGGCCGGCCGCACGUCGCCUCACUCAGCUUCCACUCGCUGCUCAACCUGCGCCGCUGCCUCGAGACGGGCGUGGUCAUGCUGGACUGCGAGGAGCACGACCUGCCCGGCGUGGCGUACCGCGUCGUGGAGCAGAUGGUCAUCUCGGAGCUCAUCCGGCCCAAGGACAGGGUGACGGUGAUGCGCGCCCUCCUGCUGCGGCACCGGCACGUCAACGAGCACGAGCGCUUCCGCUUCGGCAUGAAGAAGGCCUCCGUCAGCUACACCAGCCUGCAGUCCCUAGCAGCGGCGGCGGAGGCUGGUCGGUGCCCACUGUGCGCAGAGCCUGACGACUGCGAGUCUUACUACUACCAGUCAUCUUCAUAUAAUUUAAAUGAUGACAAACGGCCAAGGAUUAUUACGCCUCAAACUAAUUUAAAUGCUUCACUGAAAGAUGGUUGCAACAACUCUUCGAAUCACAAUGAUGGGAAACAUAAGGAUAGUCUUGUGAUUGAUAUGAAGGAAGAAACUACUUACAGUUCUUCAACUGAAGACCUCAACAAAAAAGGGACCAACGACACUAUUUUGAAAAGAAUACCUGUGGGAGCAGAAGCAUUGACUGUUUUGGUUGGCUCUGUAGAUUUUUUGGAACAGCCAACUAUUGCCUUUGUUCGAUUGGCAGAAGGAAGUCUGAUGCCAGCUAUCACAGAGGUGUCCAUCCCUGUGAGAUUUAUUUUUAUUUUGUUGGGCCCAGUCAAUGCAGAUAUGGAUUACCAUGAGAUAGGUCGCUCUCUUUCAACUUUAAUGGCUAAUCAGUCAUUUCAUCAAAUAGCCUAUAAAGCUGAACAUAGAACAGAGUUAUUAUCAGCAAUAAAUGACUUCCUGGACUGCAGUAUUGUACUCCCCCCUGGAGACUGGGAGCGUCAAGAUCUCAUUCCUUUUGAUGACAUUAAGGCCAAAAGUGAUGCUAUUCGUCGUCGAAAAACAACCAAACUAUUAGAUACCGAUGAGCUGCAGAAAGCUCUCUUGGAACAAGCUGCAAAGAAAGCUCUUCGCCCUGAUCCCCUAAGACGCACAAAGAGACCAUGGGGAGGUCUUGUUAAUGAUGUUAAACGUCGAUUACCCUUUUAUUUGUCUGAUUUUAAAGACGGUUUCAAUUUACAAACAAUUGCAGCUGCCAUUUUUAUGUAUUUUGCUGCACUCUCAGCUUCUAUCACAUUUGGUGGCCUCAUGGGUGACAAAACUCAAAACAUGAUUGGUAUAUCUGAAACUCUAGUAGCUACCUCUAUAGCAGGUGUUGUCUUUGCGCUUCUUGCUGGACAACCCUUAGUCAUUGUUGGUGCAACAGGACCCCUCUUGCUUUUCGAUGAAAGUCUUUUCAAUAUGUGUAGUUCUAAUGGGAUUAAUUACCUUUCAAUGAGAGUAUUCAUUGGCAUCUGGCUCUUUGUGAUUGCAUUUAUUGUUAGCUGUUUUGAAGGCAGUGUCUUUGUGAAAGUGUUCACACGAUUUACAGAAGAAAUCUUUGCUUCUCUUAUCUGUAUUAUUUACAUUGUUGAAAGUGUAAUGAAACUCUUUAAGAUCUAUGAAACCCAUCCACUCAGGUCAUUGGCUGACUAUUGCGAGGGGUCGGGAAAGUAUAUACCAAUUGGAGCGUUGAGUUCAAUUGAAAACUUCACCACCUUAAAUGAUGACUCAAACGAUUUUGCUGGAGAGGGAACCACAUUAUCUAACACCAGUGUUACUAUUUCACCAACUGGAUAUCGAACUACAAAGGACCUGCCCGUUAGCCAACCAAAUACUGCAUUAUUUUGCACAAUUUUGGCUUUAGGGACGUUUUUUAUAGCUUAUUAUUUGCGUCAAUUCCGCAACAGCAAAUUUCUUGGACGAAGUGCUCGACGAGCAUUAGGAGAUUUUGGUGUACCAAUUGCUAUUAUAGUAAUGGUCUUGAUGGAUUAUUUAAUACCUGGAACUUACACAGAAAAAUUAAAGGUACCAGAAGGUCUUUCACCCUCUAAUCCUGAAGUACGAGGUUGGAUUAUCUCUCCAGCAGGAGGAAGUGAGCCAAUACAGUGGUGGGUAGCAUUUGCUUGUGUAGUGCCAGCUCUUCUAAUCUACAUUCUUCUCUUCAUGGAGACACACAUCUCUGAGCUUAUCAUUGACAAAGAAGAAAGAAAAUUACAGAAAGGCUCUGGCUUUCAUCUGGACAUAGUGUUAAUAUGUUUCCUGAAUAUGGGUUGUGGUUUCAUGGGUGCUCCAUGGGUGUGUGCAGCAACAGUACGGUCCGUAGCUCAUGUAUCUGCUGUCACAGUUAUGUCCAGAACUCACGCUCCUGGUGAUAAACCACACAUCAUAGAAGUUAAAGAACAACGCCUCAGUGCUCUUCUGGUGUCAACAAUGGUGGGGCUUUCAGUUUUAAUGUCGCCUCUACUUCGUCUUGUGCCAAUGUCAGUGCUUUUUGGAAUUUUUCUGUACAUGGGCAUAUCUUCAAUAGCAGGUAUUCAAUUUUUUGAACGCCUUAAACUAUUUUUUAUGCCUGUAAAACACCAUUCAUCUGCACCCUAUGUCAGAAAGGUUGCAACAUUCAAGAUGCAUAUGUACACAUUGAUUCAACUGCUAUGUUUAGUAGCUUUGUGGGUUGUAAAAUCAACUGUACUAUCACUAGCAUUCCCAUUCUUCUUGUUACUGAUGGUUCCUCUUAGAGCUCAAUUGAGUCGUGUGUUUACACCAAUUGAACUGAGAGCUCUGGACAGCAACAAACCUGAUGAUGAUGAUGAUGAACCUGAUUUCUAUGCAGAAGCUCCACUUCCAGUUUAAGAAACUGUAAUGUAACCAUUCCAAAGUACUCAGGUAAUACUACUCAAGAGGCCUCCCAGUUAUGGCUAAAAGUAUGUAUUAUACAAUACAUCUUGGACAGAAAAAGGAAGAUGUCCUCUGAAAUGAGAGUUUUACAAAAAUGUUGUAAAUAAAAGUAAACCAGUGUGACAAAAAGUGACAACAUGGUGACAACUCAUCAUAUAUGUAUAUAUAUUUGGGCUGUGGUGCGUAAUGUCAGUACCUGGUCUUCUUGACUGGCAGAAAUGCACAAUGAUUACAUUCUUAUUCCUAAGGAGUUAUGUGAACCCCAAGGGGAAGUAUAUGUAUAUAGCAUUUUCU